Chelonoidis abingdonii (Abingdon island giant tortoise) is the source of this 878-nucleotide messenger RNA. NCBI's taxonomy places the organism in Eukaryota, Metazoa, Chordata, Testudines, Testudinidae. The record is from RefSeq and is a predicted model, not a curated record.
AUGAUGUGCCUCUCUCGAGAUGCAGCUGGAAACAUAAGCAUUCAGUUUCUGGGCACAGUGUACAAGUUACGCAUACUGACCAAGCUUGCUGCAGAGUUGAGUAAAUACAUGCCAGAGAAAGCAGUGGAGGAUACAACCAGUAUUUUGAGAUCACCGAUGCCUGGAGUAGUGGUGGCAGUUUCUGUAAAGCCUGCGGACUUGGUCUCAGAAGGGCAGGAGGUUUGUGUAAUUGAAGCUAUGAAAAUGCAGAACAGUAUGAUUGCUGCUAAAACUGGCAAGGCCACCAGUAAGAACUUGCGUGGAUCUUGGCAGCAUGCUGGUAACCCAUCAUGUAAUCUUUGAUGAGGAACAAGCCCUAUAGAAGAUGGACUGACAAGUCAUUUGGAGAGCAGAACCAAGGCUUGUUGAGCUACACAGAGCUCACUAUCCUUGAUUUUCCUGGUCACCAGAGCUGAAAUGGAAAAAAAGCAGAUACCUUUUCAUGUAAUUAGUCAAACUAACUUCCAUGUGCGUGUUUGUUUUCCUCUCAAUAUCCAGAGCACAAAAUAUCCAACUUUUUGCUGUUUGAUGCACGUAAGCCAAACUAGGAAGGCCCCUCUCAUUGAGGGAAACUGACUGAAGCACUGAAAAUUGACUGUCCAGAUUUCGUUCCCCUGGAGAGGGUCCUGGGAAUCAAUAAGAUAACCUGGGAGCUGAGCUUGUCAUAUAUACAGCAUGCCAAAACUGAAAAAUCCUCCAAAGGAGGAUUGUAAAUGGUUUCUGUUCUCAACUGUGAAUUUCACAUUGUUGAUCAAUACAAAUGACCAUAAUGCAGCUUGUAGUGUUAUUGUAGCCAUGUUCAUCCAAGGAUAGUAGAGAGACAAGUGGAUGAGGUAAUA